Messenger RNA from Metarhizium brunneum ARSEF 3297, 231 nucleotides. RefSeq lists its product as uncharacterized. The record is from RefSeq and is a predicted model, not a curated record. NCBI's taxonomy places the organism in Eukaryota, Fungi, Ascomycota, Sordariomycetes, Hypocreales, Clavicipitaceae.
AUGAACGCCCCGAUCUCGUCUCCCAGCCUCGCUGGCUCCUCGGCCUCGUCGUCGACGCAGCAGUCCCCGACGAACGCGCAGUCGUCGCAGUCUGUCCCCAUGCUCGCGCCGGUCCAAAUCAAAGCGCCCUCGACCGAGACUUUUCUUAGGGAUGUCAACCUUGUUGCCGAAGCCGCCAAGCGAGCGCAACUUGCUUGCCUGACCCGCGACUUUGAAGACUGUGGUCUUUGA